Cokeromyces recurvatus is the source of this 2033-nucleotide messenger RNA. RefSeq lists its product as uncharacterized. NCBI's taxonomy places the organism in Eukaryota, Fungi, Mucoromycota, Mucoromycetes, Mucorales, Mucoraceae. Gene Ontology annotation, biological process: proteolysis; tRNA wobble uridine modification. The transcript is spliced from 3 exons. The record is from RefSeq and is a predicted model, not a curated record. Gene Ontology annotation, cellular component: elongator holoenzyme complex. Gene Ontology annotation, molecular function: serine-type peptidase activity. Bases 20 to 1990 code for a protein of 656 amino acids.
AUUUCAUUCAUUUUAUAUUAUGCUAUCAAACUGUUUUUAUAAAAAGAAAAGGUUUUUUAGCUCCUUGACUUUAUUUACCUGUUUAACUACCGUUGUCUUUGCUGUUGAUAAAAGUGAUCCUUGUUCAAUUAUUGCUGGAAAUAAAACUGCAAGUUUCCAAGAUGCAAAAGCUUGUUUAGAUUAUUUUGAAUAUGAUAUUGAAAUUGCUAAGCAAACAAUAGAUACAGUUAAAAAAGUCGUAAAUCAGCUCUAUGUCUUUAGUGAUAUUGCUGCUUCUCCGCCAUUAGUGGAAGGAUUAUCAAUUCCAGCUGUAAAUAUAACUUAUGGUUUAGACUUAAUUUUAAAACAAAAUUGGAGCUCAGAUAGAGAAUUUCAAGAAGCUGUGGCUUUAUUGCUAGAUAAAGUUCAAGAUGCUCAUUUGUCUUAUUCACCGUAUUGUUAUCGUCAAUUUGUUUUUUGGCAACCUAUUCAAUUAAAUGCUCUUUUAAGAAAUCAACGUUUAGUGGUUAAUGUGGCUUAUAUAAAAGAUGAUAUUUGGCCUGAUGCACAACCUUCUUGGGUAGGCUGUGAAGUCACUCAAAUUGAUGGUGUUGAGGCAAUGGAUAUGAUUGUAAAUUAUGCUGUCAAUAAUAACGGAGAAAGUAAAGAUGCUAAUACCUGUUUCAAUAAUAUUAUGAAUACCCAAAGUUAUUUUCAUGGUUGGGAUGAUGGUGCUGAUGAUCUUGGUUAUCAUCGUUUCUUACCUGCUCAAGAAUUUCACAAUUAUACCAUGCGUUGUCCUACAAACGGCACUUUACCUAUUCAAGAAGAAUAUGAUGAACCUUUCACUGUAGAGGUGCCUUGGGUGGCGCAAGUGCCUCCUAACUUUCAAAAUGCAAGUACCUAUUGGUCAACUUUCUGUCAAUCCUCUCACCAAAAUAUAACAAAACGGUCCACUAUUCAUUAUGAUAUUCAUGAACUUAAAGCAAUUCAUGAAGGGGAAGUGUUUGCGUUAGAUGCUAGGGGGAAGCCUUCUGCUACAAACGAGAAUAGUAUUGGUAACAGUCGUGGUCCUUAUAUUGAAUUCAUUCAACUUACAGAUGAUUAUACAAAUGUGGGUGUGAUUGAUAUUCAAAGUUUCUCUAUUACAUCAAAUGAUAGACAAGACUUUGUAAAUCAAUUUAUUGCUGGCCUUGAAGAUUUUGAAUCGAAGGGAGUAGAGAAAAUCAUUUUAGAUCUUUCUUCAAAUGGUGGUGGUGAUGCUUGUGCAGGUGAAUUCCUCAUCAAUACCUUCUUUGGUUCUACUCCUGAUUACCCAUCUGAUAUCAAACAUUCUCCUUUCCUUGAACGUGUUAUCAAAAGGGCUCAUGAACAAGAGAACACAAAAUGGAUUGAUUAUCAUUCAGAUGGAUUCAGUGGAAGCAGUUGGUUUACAACUACAAGAUCUUAUACUCGUGGUAAAACUGAAAAUGUCCAAUUCUCUCAACCUGUUACAUUAAGUUGUGCAGCUUGGUAUAAUACAAUCACUAUAAAGGAAUUCAAGAAUACAAAAUGGAAGCCCUCUGAUGUUUUGAUCUUAUCUGAUGGUCGUUGUGGUUCUACAUGUGCUAUCGUAGCAUCACGUCUUCGUCUUUCACAUGAUGUUCCUGCUAUGGGUCUCGGUGGUAUUCGUGGUAAUCGUAUGCAAUUUGCUUCUUUCCCAGGUGGUGAAAGUGAUCGUUUAUCAAGCUUUUUAAUGGAUUUGGAAAUGUUGGGCAUCUCUGAUGAUCCUUCUGCUCCUCAUCCUUUCCCUGAACGUGCUGAUAUGGGCUGGACCUUUAGAGAAGUUUACAAACCUACAGAUUCUUUUACAGGAUCUCAUACUGACUUACUAGAAUAUAGUGCCAUUACUGCAGAUUGUCGAAUUUAUUUUGAUGAUCAUAAUGCAAAUGAUAUUAAGAAAUUAUGGGCUGAUGUCGCCAAGGUCAUCCUGGCUGGUCAAUGCCCAAUUGUAGAAGAGAAUUUUAAUUAAUAUACAACACAAUAAUAAUAAUAAAAUAUGUACAACUGCCUUU